GUUCACUCGUUGUCGUCAGCUAUACCCUGGUAAUUCUAGUCUUCCGCGUCCAGCCUGACCUACGUAUCCUCUCGAAAGCUCGACCAUGUCCUCGCCCCUGACGGAAGGGUCAGCCGCCCUCUCGCCGGUCCUCUCGCCGACCACAACGGGCGAUGAAGAUCUCGCAGCACAGAUCGAUCAAGCCUUGUCCUCCCGUCGUCACAUCCAUCAUCACAGCCGACACAGAUCUUCCAUAUCUCUCAGCCUCUUCCGCUCAUCUCAUUUACGCAAGACUCGGUCGAGAGCGUCUUCCAAGCAGGGAGAUCUGGCUAGGAACUCGGGCAACGGGGUAGACGAAGGGGGUUCGGAGGAGGACGAGGUGAUGGAAGCGGAUUCUGAGGACAAGAGGCGUAGACGUUUAGGAAGGUCAAGGAGAGCCGAAGUGGAAGUUCCACCACCUAUCAAGCUGCUCGUUAGAAAAGCAGACCCAGCCAAACCCCUCGAUACGGACGUCCCCGGACUUCCGCUACCUCGUGCGCAGCACAUUCAUUUCCCAUCCAACGAUGAUCGUCCCGAAGGGUCCACCUCGCAGCCGACACCUUCCGCCUUGUCACCUGAAGGAACACCGGAGCAAGCCCACAGCGUGGAUAAGAAGCAGCCCAUACCGAUCUCAAAGGCUAGGAAUGCGGGUUCUGGCCAGAUGGUCGACCUGCUCGCACCGAGACCCGAGGAGAGGCAUCAGGCCAAGGCGGAGGUACGCAAGCUCAAGAAGGGUCAUACCAGGGAAUACGUCUGGGAUGUCCUCUUCGAGAACCAGAGAGGCAUCAUGUUCAUGGGCACCCCACACUUUUCCAAGUCCACCCUCUUCCCCUUCGACCCCAAAGCCUAUACGGUCCCUAUCCACGCUCUCAAACCCGUCCGAGCCUUCCCCACAACCGACCGAAGCGCAUCGGCCGACCCUCCACCGCAUAACACCUUGAAAUCUCGACCUUUUGCUCUACAUCGCCGCAAGCGUGAUCAAGGAGAACAUCAUCAUCAUCAUCAACGGUACGACAAGGCCCAUGCGUAUUCCCAGCUGAAACAUACGCUCCGGCGGCACGAACACGACAAGAAAUCGAUGACGACCAUGUACGACUUGCACACCUUCCAACCCCCUAGCUCUCAUUGGAUAUGGUUGACCCCCUGGUUAGUCAACAUGCGGCAAGACGGCGUGACCGACGAGCGCGGGUGGGAGUACAACUACAUCUUCCGGAAACAUGGAUGGGGCCCAGACGUCGGGCGGAGCGGAUGGGGAGGUUGGGUACGGAGACGGAUGUGGGUGAGGUUACGGUCGCUCAGGAUGAACGAGGAGGGGGAGGAGGAGGAGGAUUGGGUGGAGGAUGAUGAUGCUAGUCUGGAUUUUGUUACGGAUCCUUUCGACGACUUGGACCUAGAACGGGGAGACGGAGACGGGGAGGUCGUUUGAGCCACGUCCCGGGGGCGGUCUUGUACUGAUCGUCUAGAGGAACCGCCUAUAAUCGGUUAUACAUACAUAAUUCGUUGAGAUUCGAGAGCCGCGUACAAAAACCACCAAAGUGCACGAGUCGAUCUCGGACCACAACCUCUUACGCCUUGAAGUACAACCGAACGGUCCAACAGAGACAUAGAAGAAAAAAGAGUUGUGCGGUUGGCAAGGUUGUCGGGUCUGUGGGUUGCGGACCUCAACGAACCCUAACAGCCGACAUGGACCCCAUCAAACAAGGAUGGAAUAUCGAACGGCCCAUCUUCGAUC
This is a messenger RNA of Filobasidium floriforme, 1750 nucleotides long. RefSeq lists its product as uncharacterized. The record is from RefSeq and is a predicted model, not a curated record. NCBI's taxonomy places the organism in Eukaryota, Fungi, Basidiomycota, Tremellomycetes, Filobasidiales, Filobasidiaceae. The coding region runs from base 86 to 1444 and encodes 452 amino acids. The transcript has 4 exons.